ACUCCGUUCUUCGUUAAAAGGGAGACCACGGUGCUUCAUUGCCGUAUCUGAUCUCAGAAUGACAGCAUCGAUCAGGAUCGUCGUGGAGUUUGAAUUUUCUCUGAGCGUCAACGGCGACAGACCAUUGUUCUCGACAUUAUCUAUUAAUUCUCGUUGAACACGAUGGAUAACAGUGAACUUCGAGUGGAAAAUGAGACGCAGAACAGUUACAGUAGACGACAAAGUUUGUUAUCUGUUACUAAUGCAAGCACCGGUAAACCAAGUCCAAGAUGCUCAUUAACGAACGAAAAUGUACCACCGAAUGUGCCAUCAGAGGCCUCAACGCCACAAAGGACGAAGUCCUCGGCAGGAUCGAGUUCGUCGGACGUGAACAAAAGCAAACAGUUAGUUGGAAAUAACAAAGAAAUGUUGUAUGAAAAGGAUAAAAAUGGCAUUCAACCUGGAUCGCCGAAAGGCAAUAGGACAUUAUCUAGGUCCAGCGUUUAUCCCUCUGGAACGAAUUUGACUGUUCGAGAUGCAUUUGGUCCAAAGCUUACGGCCCCGACUACACCAGAUGAUACUCCGCCAUUGUUAGAUACUCCAAUAUUCCCGGACGACAUACCGAGGGAUGCUUUGUUGCAGAAAGAUGCAUCCGCUGAAUCGGAAAUAGAUCCUGAAACUCUUUAUUUUCGGGAUGGUCGUAGACGUAUCGACAUGGUGUUGGUCUACCAAGAGGACACCAAGGGUGUGAUGACUGAGAUAGAAGCGCGUCGAAAAGAACAGAGACGCGUGUUCCAACAAAAUCUGUUGAAAGAGGGUUUGCAAUUAGAGCUGGAACCUAAGGAGAACUCGUACGACGGGAAUACUUAUUUCUUGAAGUUGCACAUACCGUGGAAGAUCAAGAUCCAGUAUGCCGAAGUGAUGAACCUAAAGCUGCCCACCAAAAGAUUCAUCACCAUUUCUGUCAAGGCAUGGCAAGGUAACGAGGACGCGAAAGAGAGGCCGAAGCUUUGGGAAAAAUGGAUAAGGUGGAUAAAGUGGGUAAGGAAGAUCCAUACUUGGGACACCCAAAAAUACCCUGUAGAGCCUACUUUCUACGGUAGCAUCGAUUCUAGCGACCGGGAGGAAAGAUUCGUAGUGAAAGACAGGGACACGGCUUACACGCCUGCUCAAAGAUCACUGAUUGUAAUGCAAAUAUUGCUGAGGGCGAGGUACGACGAGACUCACGAAAAAGCUGGUAUCCGUAGACUUUUGGCGGAUGGCACUUUCCUCGAUUGCUUUUCUCUGCACGAGGGGCCUUAUAAUAAACCGGUGCUCAACGGAGAAAUCCUCGAUAGGCAUCUAUUAUAUUUAAUAUGGGCCAGACCCUCGCAGUGGUACAAGAAGCAACCACUUUGGUUAAUCCGACGAUACUUCGGGGAGAAAGUGGCACUUUAUUUCGCAUGGCUGGGCUUUUACACGAAAUGCUUGUAUCUGCCAGCGAUUGUCGGGCUUUUAUGCUUCAUGUAUGGGGUUGGAAGCAUGGAGGGGGCUGACAACAUACCUAGCAAAGAAAUAUGCGAUUCAAAUAUAGCGGGAAAUAUUACGUUAUGCCCCCUCUGCGAUAAAGCGUGCAGCUACCAAAGACUGGGCGAAUCUUGCAUUUUUUCUAAGUUAACUUAUUUAUUCGAUAAUCCCGCUACCGUCUUCUUCGCCCUUUUCAUGUCAUUUUGGGCUACAACGUUCCUCGAACUGUGGAAACGGCGACAGGCUGUAUUAAUAUGGGAAUGGGACCUUCAAAAUGUCGAAAGCGACGAGGAGCCAAGGCCCGAGUUUGAGACUACGGUGAAAACGUUUCGAAUAAACCCUGUGACCAGAGAAAGAGAACCUUAUUUACCUGCGUGGUCCAAAGUGUUACGUCUCUGCGCUACUGGCUCUAUAGUAUUUUUCAUGAUAUGCGUAGUUUUGGGCGCUGUACUGGGAACCAUCAUUUAUCGUAUAUCGCUAGUAGCCGUGUUCUAUGGCGGUGGUGGAUCGUUCCUGAAGAAACACGCGAAGAUUUUCACCUCCGUGACCGCUGCUCUUGUCAACUUGGUGAUCAUCAUGAUACUAACGAGAGUGUAUCAUCGCCUAGCGCGGUGGAUGGUCAACAUGGAGAAUCCAAGAACUCAAACCGAAUACGAGUCCAGUUUUACCUUCAAGAUAUUUCUGUUCGAAUUCGUCAACUUUUACUCGUCUCUGAUUUAUAUUGCUUUCUUUAAGGGGAGAUUCUUCGUUCAUCCGGGGGAUGCGGAGGCAAGGUCUUCCGAGUUUGUACGCAUAAAAACGGACGUGUGCGAUCCAGCCGGUUGUCUGUCGGAGGUUUGCAUACAGCUUGCUAUUAUAAUGGUGGGCAAACAGUGCUUCAACAAUUUUGUCGAAAUACUGUCACCGAAAUUGUGGAACUGGUGGCGCAAAAGAAAUCACGUCGCCGCCACGAAGGACCACGCCAGACCUUACACCUGCUGGGAAAAGGAUUACCAGCUUCAGGAUCCCGGUAGACUCGCUCUGUUCGACGAGUACCUGGAAAUGAUAUUGCAAUAUGGAUUUGUGACGUUGUUCGUCGCUGCGUUUCCAUUAGCGCCGCUGUUCGCGUUGUUAAAUAAUAUAGCGGAGAUACGCUUGGACGCGUAUAAAAUGGUGAAAGAGGCGAGAAGACCAUUAGCGGAGAGGGUGGAAGACAUCGGUGCCUGGUACGGCAUACUUAGGGGAGUAACUUACGUCGCGGUAGUAUCAAAUGCGUUCGUUAUUGCUUAUACGUCGGAUUUCAUUCCGCGAAGCGUCUACGCUAUCGUCUACUCUCCAACGAACGAUUUGGUCGGUUACAUCGACAGUUCUUUGUCGGAAUUCAACACAUCGGAUUAUCAGGAUACCAUGAAGAGCGAUAUUGACAAAAAACAGCCGGGAACAUGCCAAUACAGGGGAUACAGAAACGGGCCCGACCAUCCGACCGAUCCGUACGGACUCAGCCCGCAAUAUUGGCACGUCUUCGCGGCUCGUUUAGCAUUUGUCGUCGUUUUCGAGCAUAUCGUUUUCGCUCUGACUGGAAUAAUGAGUUACGUGAUACCAGCUGUUCCUCAUUCACUGUCGACUCAACUGCAACGGGAACGAUUGCUCGCUCAGGAGGCCAAAUACGAGAAGGGUUUGAAGGGCAGAGAGGACGAAGAUGAUAUCCUGUCGAUGCUCAGAGAAGCCGGAAGCAUUGGUAGAACCGGAUGCGGCGCUAGAGGCAGCUGGGCGAGACGUUUCAGCAAAUUAAGCGACGGCUUGGACGCUCACGUCGAUGUAGGCUCCAGAGCCAACAGAAACAGCGAUGGUUCGACCGUAUGGGAAGUUACAUAAUUCGUUU
Colletes gigas is the source of this 3346-nucleotide messenger RNA. RefSeq names its product anoctamin-4. The transcript has 14 exons. The coding region runs from base 163 to 3339 and encodes 1058 amino acids. Gene Ontology annotation, biological process: chloride transmembrane transport. Gene Ontology annotation, cellular component: plasma membrane. Lineage: Eukaryota; Metazoa; Arthropoda; Insecta; Hymenoptera; Colletidae. The record is from RefSeq and is a predicted model, not a curated record. Gene Ontology annotation, molecular function: chloride channel activity; protein dimerization activity.